AUGAGUGAGAACGAAUCUGCUGAGUCUAGCGGAGUGCUUCUAGGAAGACCAUUCCUACGCACCGCUAAGACUAUAAUUGAUGUGUUUGACGGGACUAUAUGCCUAGACUAUCAUGGGGAGAAAUACACCUUUAGCAUUGAUGAAGCCAUGAAGAAACCAUUGGAUGUUGAAAAUUUGCAUGCUAUCGAUGAACAAUUCAACAAUUCAGAAUUAAGUCACUCUAUUGACAAAGAGGUAGCAGGAUGGUGUGAGACCCUAUUGACUCGGGACAUGUCAGACGAACAGAUCAAUGAAGCGGUCAUGGCAUUCUCCCACCAAUCACUAUCAUUCGAGUCAACUGGUUCUGUUCAAGAAAAAAGCCCAGACGAGGCAACUGACUUGGGAGAAAUGACAACUAAGAACUUGGAAAAGAAUCCCCUGCCCCAGGAAACUAUCACACCCAAGAAGGAGUUAAAGAAAUUGCCCGAGAGCCUAAAGUGUGCCUACCUUGGAGAAGAUGAAACCUUCCCGGUGAUAAUCAACAGUCAUUUAACAGCUGAACAAGUGGAUAAGUUACUGGAAAAGUCAGGGAUACAAGUGAUUGAGAACGAUAAGAAUGAGUUGGUAUCUACUCGGUUGGUGACUGGAUGGAGAAUGUGCAUUGACUACCGGAAGCUUAACGGAGCCACUAGAAAGGAUCACUUUCCUUUACCCUUCAUCGAUCAGAUGUUGGAAAGAUUGGCUGGAAAGGAAUAUUUCUGUUUCCUUGAUGGAUAUAGUGGGUAUUUCCAGAUAUAUGUGGAUCCUGAAGACCAAGAGAAGACAACCUUUACCUGUCCGUUCGGCACUUAUGCAUACAGAAGAAUUUCGUUUGGUCUAUGCAAUGCACCAGGCACCUUCCAGCGUUGUAUGAUGAGCAUCUUCUCAGACCUGCUGGAGGUGUAUAUUGAGAUUUAA
Salvia hispanica is the source of this 936-nucleotide messenger RNA. NCBI's taxonomy places the organism in Eukaryota, Viridiplantae, Streptophyta, Magnoliopsida, Lamiales, Lamiaceae. The record is from RefSeq and is a predicted model, not a curated record.